AUGUCUAAACCGUCCGUUGGCUUCGUCGGCCUUGGAGCCAUGGGCUUCGGCAUGGCCACCCACCUCGUGAAGGAAGGAUACCCAGUCCACGGAUAUGAUGUGUUCCCCGCAUCGGUGGAGCGCUUCAAGGCUGUAGGCGGAAUUCCAGCAUCGUCGCUAAUUGACUCCGCCCAAGACAAGGAGUUCUAUGUUUGUAUGGUCGCAUCAGCACCACAGGCGCAAAGCGUGCUUUUCGGCGAGGGUGGCAUUGUCAAAGCCCUUGGUCAAAAUGCAACCCUCCUCCUCUGCUCCACCGUCCCAGCUACCUACGCCCAAUCCGUCGCGGCAGAGCUCCAAUCCUGCGGCCGCGGCGACAUUCUCUUCAUCGAUGCGCCUGUGUCAGGCGGAGCCAAGCGCGCCGCUGAUGGUACACUGUCUAUCAUGGCGGGCGCAUCAGAUGCCGCAUUGGAGAGUGGACGAGUCCUGUUGCAGGCUAUGUCCGACUCGAACAAGCUGUACCUUGUCCCGGGUGGAAUCGGUGCAGGUAGCAACAUGAAGAUGGUGCACCAGGUUCUGGCGGGAAUUCAUAUUCUUGGUGCUAGUGAGGCACAGGGCUUUGCGGCGCAGCUAGGUCUCGAUGCGGUUAAGACUGCUGAUGCUAUUAAGGCUUCUGAUUCUUGGACUUGGAUGCAUGAGAAUCGUUUGCAGCGUAUGCUGGAGGAGGAUUGGCAUCCUGGUGCUAGUGCUUUGACUAUUAUUCUUAAGGAUGUGGGCAUUAUCACUACCUCUGCUCGCCAAAGCCAGUUCCCUACUCCUCUUUGCUCGACCGCUGAACAGGUCUAUCUCUCUGCUCUACUGCAAGGAUACGGAGCAGUGGAUGACUCGUCCAUGGUGCGCCAGUACUUCGCCAACCCAAUUACAAAGGCCUCUAGCACGAAGUCCGUCGAGGAAACUGCUGAAGCACUCCAGCUAGUUUUGGACUUAAUGGAAGUUACCAAUCUUGUUGCAGCCGCUGAGGCUAUUGCAUUUGCCCGCUACCUCCAUGUCGAUCUCAAGCAGUUCUUCACCCUUGUCAGUGAUGCUGCUGGAGCCAGUCGGCAGUUCAUGACAAAGGGUUUGGAGAUGAUUGAGGGACAUACUGAACAGGGCGCUGGCUCUGAGACUAUUGAUGCUGCUAUUUCUCGACUAGAGAAGGCCUCGCAGAAGGCUCGUGAUCUUCACUGUCCGUUGAAUCUGGGAAAUGCGGCUUUGAGUGUGCUGUACAUGUCUAAGAGGGCGGGAUUGGGUGCUGAGGGGAGUACCAGUGUGAUGAAGACUUUUGGAAACUAA
This is a messenger RNA of Penicillium antarcticum, 1308 nucleotides long. Its product is annotated as NAD(P)-dependent oxidoreductase. The record is from RefSeq and is a predicted model, not a curated record. Gene Ontology annotation, molecular function: oxidoreductase activity; NAD binding; NADP binding. NCBI's taxonomy places the organism in Eukaryota, Fungi, Ascomycota, Eurotiomycetes, Eurotiales, Aspergillaceae. The transcript has 3 exons. Bases 1 to 1308 code for a protein of 435 amino acids.